AUCAUAAUUGAAGAAAAUGACAAAUAUUAAUCAGUCCCAUUUAGAGCAUCUAUCUAGCGUGCUUUGAAAGAUACACACGCGUUCUUUGUUCUAUAAUUAAAAAGAUAGCAAGUUAUGAUUCGGUUAAAUGUUCUGUUGCUUGUUUUGUGUCUGAUUUACCCUCUCGUGAACGGGGUAGGUUUUCGUGGAUUUACUUUUCAAGGUUUGGAAGAGCCGGAGCCAUUAAAAAAAAAUGCGGACGUAAUUGAGGGUUGGAUCACCCAACCCCUCGAUCAUUUCAAUUAUCGCGACAAUCGCACCUGGUCAAUGCGUUACCGAGAAAAUUCCGCAUUUCUGAGGAAAAAUAGUUCUAUUCUAGUUAUGAUCGGUGGAGAAUGGGAGAUAUCGGACGGAUUUCUGCAAGGUGGACUGAUGUACGAGAUCGGAUCGAAAUACAACGCAUUGAUGUAUUACACCGAGCAUCGAUAUUAUGGGAAAAGCAUGCCAACAGAAGACAUCAGCACAGAGAGCUUGCAAUAUUUGAACGUCGACCAGGCACUCGCCGAUCUCGCUUAUUUCAUCGAAACGAAAAAGAAGGAGAAGAAUUUAGGAAAUAGUACUGUGAUAGUAUUUGGCGGUUCUUAUGCUGGAAACAUGGCGGCAUGGGCACGGCUUAAAUAUCCUCAUCUUAUCCAGGGUGCUCUAGCCAGUAGCGCUCCAGUUUAUGCAAAGGCUGAUUUCUAUGAAUACUAUGAAGUCGUGACGAAAUCACUCGGAAAAUACAGUGAAAAGUGCGUUGAGGACGUAAAAACGGCAUUUGACUCGGUGGAGGAAUUAUUAACCACACAAGAUGGCCCUGACAAGCUUAAACUUUAUUUCAACUUGUGCAAUGUGCCUAAUGUAAAAUCCCCUAGUGAUCUUGGCUACUUGAUGAAUACACUGGCGGAGGUGUUCGCCGCAACCGUUCAAUAUGAUAAUGUCGUGAAUGGUCAAACCAAAAUUGCGGCAUUAUGCAACAUAAUGACAGCGGCGCAUUUAGGCAGUCCUUUGCAAAGACUCGCGCAUGUUGUUUCGACACCGGAUGUGUGUCUCGAUGUAAAUUAUAAUAAUUUUGUGGAAAAAUAUCAGAAUAUUUCGUGGGACUCAUCGGUGAUCCAGAGUGCCAUGAGGCAAUGGUACCACCAAACUUGCACGGAAUACGGUUACUAUCAGACGACGAGCUCAGAUAAAUCGAUCUUUGGAACGCUGUUCCCGUUGAAUUAUUACAUUGAUAUGUGUACAGAUUUAUACGGUGAUUACUCUAAUGAUAAAAUAUUGGACUCACGGGUCAGAAGAACGAACAUAAUGUACGGAGGGCAAUUACCUGAUUUAACAAACGUCAUUUUCUCGAACGGCGAUAUCGAUCCGUGGCAUUCGUUAUCGGUAUUGAAGGAUUUAAAUACUUUGUCUCCCGCUAUCGUUAUCAAAGGAUCUUCGCAUUGUCGCGAUAUGUAUAGCGACGAAGACACGGACUUGGAGGAUUUGAAGAAGGCCAGGGUGAGGAUUCGUGACAUAAUUAGCAAAUGGAUUUCUUUAUGAAUGUUUUCGUCGAAUUUUUUACUAUUUCUUAGAUUGGAAAUUGAAUAAUGGAAUCAUAUUUAUUUUUUAUGCAUUCACACACACAUUGUGAUGUG
Messenger RNA from Formica exsecta, 1652 nucleotides. RefSeq names its product putative serine protease K12H4.7. The transcript is spliced from 10 exons. Gene Ontology annotation, molecular function: serine-type exopeptidase activity; dipeptidyl-peptidase activity. NCBI's taxonomy places the organism in Eukaryota, Metazoa, Arthropoda, Insecta, Hymenoptera, Formicidae. Gene Ontology annotation, biological process: proteolysis. The record is from RefSeq and is a predicted model, not a curated record. Bases 115 to 1557 code for a protein of 480 amino acids.